Messenger RNA from Elaeis guineensis (African oil palm), 1629 nucleotides. Its product is annotated as beta-glucuronosyltransferase GlcAT14A. Gene Ontology annotation, molecular function: glucuronosyltransferase activity. NCBI's taxonomy places the organism in Eukaryota, Viridiplantae, Streptophyta, Magnoliopsida, Arecales, Arecaceae. The record is from RefSeq and is a predicted model, not a curated record. Gene Ontology annotation, cellular component: membrane.
CGCCGCCGCCGCCGCCGCCGCAGCAGCAGCAGCAGCGGAAGUGGGCGGUGCCGCUCCUCGCCUCUCUCCUCCUCUUCGCCUCCCUCUUGUUCUUCUCCUCCGGCCAGACCCUCCUCUUCCUGUUCUUCUCCCGGAUCCCCUCUUCCUCCUCCGCCAUCGAGGAACCCCUCUUCGUCGAGCCCAAGCUCCGCCUACCGCCACUUCCCGCCAUCCCCGCCCUUUCCGUACCCCGCCUCGCCUACCUCAUCUCCGGCUCCGCCGGCGACGGCCGCAGCCUCAGGCGGACCCUCCGGGUGCUCUACCACCCAACCAACCGCUACGUGCUCCACCUCGACCUGGAGGCCCCCCCGGCGGAGCGCCUUGAGCUCGCGGCCGCCAUCCGCGACGACCCGGUCUACGCCCGCUUCGGCAACGUCCGGGUCGUCGCCCGAGCCAACCUCGUCACCUACCGGGGCCCUACCAUGGUCGCCAACACGCUCCAUGCCGCGGCGAUCCUCCUCAGGGACGCCGGUGAUUGGGAUUGGUUCAUCAAUCUCAGCGCCUCCGACUACCCCCUUGUCACCCAGGACGAUCUGCUCCACGUGCUUUCAAGUUUGCCAAGAUAUCUGAAUUUUAUCGAGCAUACAAGUGAUAUUGGAUGGAAAGAGUACCAAAGGGCUAAGCCUGUUAUCAUAGACCCUGGGCUGUAUAAGUUGCAGAAGUCAGACGUGUUUUGGAUUACGGAGAAAAGGAGUGUACCUACUGCAUUCAAGCUCUUUACAGGCUCUGCUUGGAUGAUGCUUUCUCAUCAGUUCAUAGAAUUCUGUUUAUGGGGAUGGGACAACCUUCCGCGGACAGUUCUAAUGUACUAUGCAAAUUUUCUUUCCUCACCUGAGGGAUACUUCCAUACAGUGAUCUGCAAUGCACCAGAAUUCCGCAACACCACUGUUAAUCAUGACCUCCAUUUCAUAUCUUGGGACAACCCCCCAAAGCAGCAUCCACACUUCCUCACUCUGGAUGACUUCUCGAGAAUGGUAGACAGCAAUGCUCCUUUUGCGAGGAAGUUUCGCAGAGAUGAUGCUGUGCUCGACAAAAUAGACAGGGAGCUCUUAGGUUGUGAUGCUGACGGAUUUGUGCCUGGUGGAUGGUAUGGUGCAUUAAAGAUGAAUACCAGCGAUAGACACUACACUGUGAGGAAUGCGAAUGAGCUAACGCCUGGGCCUGGUGCUGAGAGGCUGAAACGCCUCAUCACAAGUUUGCUUUCAGCUGAUGGUUUCGAUGAGAAGCAUUGCAUUUGACAUGUACGAUAUGCCAGCAGAUGUGGAGUUGAAUUGUGAAUUCUGAGGCUUUGUGCUGUUGGCCUGCUCUUCAUCAUUGUAGCAGCAAGGUCCCCUGAGUGUGGGUAUUGGUGAAGCUAUGUUGGAAGGCUGAAAGCGUGGAUCGCGAAGGUUCCAUAAAUGUAUCUUCUUGAGAGAGUAUAAAUUAGUCAGCUAUAAAGCACCUCUCCUGUAUCUCUUUUCAAUGCUUUCGCCAUGGAUGGAGUACUGUAUACUGCAUUUUGGCACACUACCGCUGGAUCGAUGUUUUAAUAUCAUUUAUAUUAAACAUGUGUUUACAGGUGGAGGCGAUUAUCUCCAUGGUGCUCUUUUC